Lactuca sativa (garden lettuce) is the source of this 1152-nucleotide messenger RNA. The record is from RefSeq and is a predicted model, not a curated record. NCBI's taxonomy places the organism in Eukaryota, Viridiplantae, Streptophyta, Magnoliopsida, Asterales, Asteraceae.
AUGAAGAAGAAUAUCACCUACCAAACCAUAAAUACAAAGCUCCAAAUGCCAACAGGUUAUUCCAUUGACGACUUUUACACAAAGAUGCAGUUGCAUGAACACUAUUGUUGUGAUGGCCGAAGGGUGUUCAAGGGUCCAUGGACACCGCAUGAAGACGAGCUUCUGAAGCAGUACAUGAAAUCCCAUGGCCACCAUAGACCUCCAUGGAUAGCGGUUCCUAAAGAAGCCGGUUUACAAAGAUGUGGAAGAAGUUGUAGGUUCAGGUGGUUGCAAUAUUUGCGUCCAACUUUGAAUCGUGAAAAUUUUACUAAAGAAGAAAUUCAACUCAUCUGUGACAUGCAGAGAACCAAAGGAAACAAAUGGUCAGAAAUUGCUAAAUUCCUACCAGGACGAUCCGAUAAUUCAAUAAAAAACGUAUGGAAUAAACACUAUAAGAAGAAAUUGAUAAACAAAAACAAAAAUCCAGCAUCUCCGUCAAUUAAUUUUUAUUCUCAACCGAUUUUUACAAGUCCUGAAAAUAAUUUCAUGAGUAGCAGUGAUGAGAAUUUUACUGGUCACGUACAGGGAACGGGAGUACAUCAUCAUGGUGAUUAUCUUUAUGAUCUUUUAACAUUGACCAAUAAUCCACCUAUUCACAUGAUGCCACCUCCAUUCCAAUCAUCACCAACCACAACUCAACAAAUCUUCCAAGAUGAUCAUACACUCUCCACCGAGAACAAUCUCUAUCUUCAGCCGAACCAUCAAUUAUUUCCAUCCCCAAUUUUCUACACACCGCCAAUCAACCAUCAAAGCAACUUUCAAGAUGAUAAAUCAUCAUCAUCAUCUAUCUGUCAUGAUCUACCUCCUUUUCCUGAGUCAUUCAUAUUUCAAAUUGACAACACAGUUUCCAUACCUACAUGUGAAACAGGCAUAAAAUCAACCUAUUAUCAAGGCUUAUAUAAUCGUGAAAAUUCAUCUGAUUGGAUGUAUCCAAGCUUUUCCUAUAAUCUAGUUCCAGAGAAACACCAGUAUGAUGAAUCCAAUUAUCUAUAUGAUCCAUCUUUGGUGGUGCCUCGAGAUCCUACUCAACUUAUAGCAGACCCUCAUCUUCGUCUUACCAGCACCGAGCAUAACAACGGCAAUUUGAUGAUCUGGAGCCAAUGUCUAAACUAA